Messenger RNA from Seminavis robusta, 912 nucleotides. The record is from the annotation of a GenBank genome assembly. NCBI's taxonomy places the organism in Eukaryota, Bacillariophyta, Bacillariophyceae, Naviculales, Naviculaceae.
AUGGUGGACCAAACAACAACAACUAGCACUGCCACUGCUCGAACUACAUCUCCUCCCACAGCUGCCAAAGCUGUCGUGUUGUAUGGCUACGCGACAAGCCCGUUUGUGAACAAGGUGGCCCAUUUUCUGCAGUACAAAAAGAUUUCCUUUCAGCAUGUUGCCGUUAAUCCAAUCUUUCCCUUUCUACAGCUCCACCGUUUCCCAGGCCAGCGAAAAGUGCCCGUCUUGACGAUCGAUGAUGACUGGAAAGCCGACUCAACUAGUAUUGGUAUUUGGUUGGACGAACAAUUUCCUGCCCAUCCAAAGUUGCUGGGCGACACUCCCCAAGAAACGCAAGCAAUUCUGGCGUUGGAUGAAUGGGUGACUAAUGAAUUGAUCGCAGAACUCUUUCGAACCGUGGUGGACUGGAAUGGACGUCCAUGGGAAGCCAUUGAAAAAGGAUGGAGACUUGCAUCUAUACUACAGGAUUUCACACCCAUUCCAUUCUUCAUUCGGUGGUUUUGGCCCAUUAUCUUGCGGUUUGUACCAUUUAUUCGUCGGUUUGCUUAUCCUACUACACCUUUGUUGUUGACAUUAGUACCAUCAGUGUUGGACACAAACGAGUCACUUGAGGACAUGAGGGCACGACAACGUCAAGAGUUUGUGCAUCAUUUGGGGGGAGGACCGUACUUGGGAGGACGCAAGACAGUCUCCUUGGCGGAUCUGUCCGCCUUUUCGGUUCUGACCACUUUUCGAUUUUGGGGCCUGCACUUUGGUCCAGCGCCAUUCUUGCAACACAAAGAUACUGUAGCAUGGCUCCAUCGAGUUCAGGCCCAACUACCCAAUAAUCCAACUGUGAUGCCCGAUCGAUUCAUGGAAUGGUCGUUACCUUGCGUGUCAAAGCUAACUCAAGACGCGGGAGAUUCUAGCUAG